GUCCCUGUCUGCAAAAUGAGGAUUAUAUGCUCGCACGAUGAGCGGAACAAAGACAGUAAAUUUACUGCCGACAUACCCCUCCCCACAGUAUAUCAACUGAUAUCAUCAUUUCACGUCAAAAUGGAUCCAAAGUAUGCAGCUUUAGCAGCAAUGGUAACGAAUGUUUCUCUAAUCCUGAUCCUAAUCAUCUGUACGAGUCACAGCUGGACAGGGGACCAAGGACUCGCAGUCCAGUCGGUUGUGGACGAGGCGGUGACGCAGUGUGUGCGAUCUACCAACUCCAGUACAGAUUUCCAAGGCAUCCAAAGCUUCCUGUCUUAUCUGGAGAUGAACUCAUCCAAACCAGCGGCCCACCUGGCCAUCAACAGAACACACCAGUACACAGAUGCGUAUGUGACUUUACACUGGAAAAAUACAACUGGAAGCACAUGUUUGGAAAACGGCAUGACUUAUCAGGAUGGUGCUAUUAUCGUCCCACAAGGGGGGUAUUACUUCACCUACUCUCAGAUCGUGUACAGUGGCAGCGGAACCCAGGAGUUAGACUAUGGGCGGAUCAUUCACGCAGUGGUGAAACAGAAGGCGUCAGAGCUGGAGGAAGCACCAACACCCCUGAUGAGGAACCUACAGUCCACCCCCAGCAUCAGACGGGGACGUCCCGCCUACACCACCAGCAGCCUCGGGGCCACCUUCUACCUGGAGGCCAACACCAGGGUCAAGGUCAUGUCCAGUGUCCCCAGAAAUAUAGACCUUUCUCCUCAUGGGGGUUCAUUUGGAAUAUUUCUCGCGUAACCAUGGAUCCAUGGCAUGGAACCUCCCCGUGGUGGAUCUGGAUAGCAACUAGUGCCGUGCCGACAUAUCAAUAAAAUUGUAGUGGUAGUGGUGGUAGUGGUGGUGGUGGUGUUGUUGGUGUUGGUGGUGGUGGUGGUGAUGGUGGCUAUCAACUAGUGCCAGGGUUAAUAAAUGCGGGUUCAUAAGGUGUCAUAUUUUCACUGUGGCGGGGGUCAUCAACCUACAGUGGGUGUCUAGUCCGCACUCCAGAUCAAGGGUUUAUUAACUUCUUAAUACAUUGUCAUCUGAAUCAGGAACGCCUCGUUUUACAAUGAAACGUAUACUAGUAGCUCAGCGGUGUUAUUGGGGUCAAAACUUACACACAAGUCGAAGCAUAUAGAGCGUUAUUAUCACCAUAGAUUAAUAAGACAAAAUCGAAGCAGAGAUGGUGUCUUAACGCGGGGGUGGGGGGUUUAUAUUUAGAAUGCAGCGGGCAAUAACCUCUCAUCUUAUGUUAGCGGUUUAGAGGUGAGGUGAAAUUGGGUUUAACGUCGCGUCCAAGAUUAUUGCAGUUAGAACGACCUGCAUGCACGUGUGUUAGUGCGUGCGUGCGUGCGUGCGUGCGUGCCGUGCCGUGCGUGAGUGUGUGUGCGUGCGUGCGUGCGUGCUAGUAUACUGACUCCGAGCCGAUCAGUCCUUGUUUUGUCCGGGCUGACACUCCACCACUAGACCAAUAACGUAAGGUAUUGGUGAGAUUCGAGGGGACAGAUUAAACUUACUCUCUGCAACAGAGCAUGUUGUGGUAUCUGUGAGUAUCUGGCAACAGAACAGCCAUUUAAUAGUAAAUCGUUCAGUGCACAUCAACUUUGGAUAAUACUUACGUAACGUAGGGGUCAGGUUAUAAAAUGUCAAUAUCAACUUGAAAUCACAUUCAGUCCUCACCUGGACACUGAGAAUCUCCCUAAGCAACUCUGAGUGGUAAAAUUAUGUACAAACGACACAACAAUGCAGGAUCCUCGGGUAUUAUACAACAGGGAUUUAUGUCUGUUCCGCUCGUAUUGAAAUAGUUUUUGAAAGGUUUGACGCUUGGGAUUUCGACUACCUUAAAUAUUUCGUGGGGCAUGAUUCGUCACUCUCUACAUGUUGAGGGUGCCAUUAAACUUACAUUCGUUCAACAUAUUUCUCUUUUCGCCCUAUAACUGGUCAAUUUCCUGGAUUUAUUAGUUUGCCAGCGGUGAUUGCUAUAAGUCCUACUUUGGGUCAGAAGACAAGCUGUAUAUGACAAUUGACAUCAGAAGCAUCACACCCUGGGUUCCAUGCCAGACUCUGUGUGUACACUCAUCCCACGUUAUCCCUCGCCUCCUCCACAAAUGAAACGAACAAUGGCCCCGCCCCUUACGUUGUAUACAGAGGAACCUAAUAAAACUAUUCACUUUCCUAAACAUUUCA
Haliotis rufescens (red abalone) is the source of this 2217-nucleotide messenger RNA. Its product is annotated as lymphotoxin-alpha-like. NCBI's taxonomy places the organism in Eukaryota, Metazoa, Mollusca, Gastropoda, Lepetellida, Haliotidae. The record is from RefSeq and is a predicted model, not a curated record. Gene Ontology annotation, cellular component: membrane. Gene Ontology annotation, biological process: immune response. Gene Ontology annotation, molecular function: tumor necrosis factor receptor binding. The transcript is spliced from 6 exons. Bases 16 to 789 code for a protein of 257 amino acids.